CCCCUGCAAACGUCCUUGCAUAAAGUCCACUAGUAGCAGCAGCAGCAGAUAUCCCCUCCGCUGCAGCAAGAAGAAACAUCAGGUGUCCAUCAUGAACAGAGUUUUAAACAAAUCAUCUUUGAGGAACCUGACUGGCCUCAUCCAGAGGUUUCAGAGCACCUUGGUCGUCGCAGAGCACAACAAUGACAAGCUGACCCCCAUUACUCUUAAUGCCAUCACUGCUGCUGGUAAACUGGGGGGAGACGUGUCGUGUCUGGUUGCUGGAACGAACUGUGCAAAGGUUGUGGAGGAAAUAAGCAAAGUACAGGGCGUAAAGAAGAUUCUGGUGGCUCAACACGAGUCUUACAAAGGCGCUUUGCCAGAGGAGUUGACGCCCCUUAUCCUGGAAACACAGAAGCAGUUCAGCUUUACUCAUAUCUGUGCCGGUGCCUCUGCUUUUGGAAAGAAUCUGCUUCCCAGAGUCGCUGCCAAGUUGGAUGUUGCCCCAGUUUCAGAUAUUAUUGAGAUCAAAGCUCCAGAUACUUUUGUUAGGACUAUUUAUGCAGGAAACGCCCUCAGCACCGUGAAAUGUAACGAGCCAGUCAAGGUCUUCACCGUCAGAGGGACGGCGUUUGAAGCAGCUUCGGUGGAGGGAGGAAGUGCUACGUCAGAAGAAGUGGCCCCUGCUCCUCCUGCCGGAGUUUCGGAGUGGCUCGAACAAAACCUGACGAAGAGCGACCGUCCAGAGCUGACGAGCGCAAAGGUUGUGGUGUCGGGAGGAAGAGGCCUGAAGAGCGGAGACAACUUCAAGCUGCUUUACGACCUCGCUGACAAAUUGAACGCUGCUGUCGGUGCUUCCAGAGCUGCAGUGGACGCUGGCUUUGUCCCCAAUGACAUGCAGGUUGGACAGACUGGCAAGAUCGUAGCACCGGAGCUGUACAUUGCAGUUGGAAUCUCUGGAGCUAUCCAACACCUGGCUGGCAUGAAAGACAGCAAGACUAUUGUGGCCAUCAACAAGGACCCCGAAGCUCCCAUCUUCCAGGUAGCUGACUACGGGCUUGUGGCGGAUCUUUUUAAGGCUGUUCCUGAGAUGACAGAAGCACUGAGCAAGUGAAGGGAAACAAUCGGAGCUUCAUGGUACAGAAGGAAUAAACGAGAGCGACCACAGAAAGACAGUCUCUGCCUUAACAAGCUGUUGAAGCUGUAUGUUGAUGUGAUACAAAAUCCCACCAUCCUUCAAUCCCAGUUUUUCUGUAGACUGCAGAUGGGUGAUGAAUAACCUGUACUUGCAUUUUCCCUGUCUGUAGAACAUGUAAUUUGUAUUAAGAGCUGGAAAAGUAAGUAUAUCUUUUGGGAUGCCUGACUUUUACAUGUAACAUGUACAGUAAGCUAUGCUUUUGAAAAGCAGCGUAUUAAACACUUGGCUCAACCUUU
Fundulus heteroclitus (mummichog) is the source of this 1413-nucleotide messenger RNA. RefSeq names its product electron transfer flavoprotein subunit alpha (gene etfa). Gene Ontology annotation, cellular component: mitochondrion. Bases 92 to 1093 code for a protein of 333 amino acids. Lineage: Eukaryota; Metazoa; Chordata; Actinopteri; Cyprinodontiformes; Fundulidae. Gene Ontology annotation, molecular function: flavin adenine dinucleotide binding; electron transfer activity. The record is from RefSeq and is a predicted model, not a curated record. The transcript has 12 exons.